Messenger RNA from Leguminivora glycinivorella, 4600 nucleotides. RefSeq lists its product as uncharacterized. Gene Ontology annotation, molecular function: G protein-coupled receptor activity. Lineage: Eukaryota; Metazoa; Arthropoda; Insecta; Lepidoptera; Tortricidae. The transcript is spliced from 18 exons. The record is from RefSeq and is a predicted model, not a curated record. Bases 26 to 3388 code for a protein of 1120 amino acids. Gene Ontology annotation, cellular component: membrane.
UAGCAACUGUUAAAGGUGUGCAUAGAUGGCGCUGAGCGUGUGGGGCGCGCGGCGCGAAGCGGGUGCGGUUAAAGCCGCGCUGGCAGGUCUAGCAGGGGCCAGGUCACGCGCCGGCCGCCUGCGUCUACUCAACUUCGACAUGCAACCCGCGUUGACACUACACGCUUUAAUAAUGAACCAGCGGCCCGAAGUAUGGGAGGGUUCGGAGUUCAUCCUCAGCUGUAUGGCCUACGGAUCCCCUGACAUUGCCUUCACUUGGUACAAAGACGGCGUCAAAGUCAACUUCAAUGGAACUACCAGGGACAUUUGGACCAGAACGGUAGCUGAGGACGCGUUAGGGCGUCGCAUGUCGGUACUGGGCAUCACAGAGGCAAAAACUCCUGACAGCGGCCGCUGGUCGUGUUCUGCAGAUGACGCUGGGCGCAGGCGGUGCCGAGCGUUAGAGCUGCACGUGCUGAAGCCACCUGAUAUCAGGCUACUGCCUACUGCACUUACUGUUAAUAAGGGUGAUAACGUGAGCAUAACUUGCCUGGCCGUGGCGGGGCGAAUGCACGGAGUUCUCGGCUUCAGCUGGGCUCUGGGCAAGAAUCUGCUGCCCAUGGUGCCCGGUCGCGAGGUCUGGGAAGACCUUUACCCGGCCGGCAGCGUGCUCAAGCUUUACGAUGUUCAGAAAUCGGGCCAAUAUAACUGCCAAGUAUCAUCGGUAGCAGGGACCAAUUCCAAAGGAGUCACCAUGUGGGUGCUGAGUCCAAGUGACGAGGCCUGCGAGGCGGAGGCUUCUCACGGGCUGCGAUGGCCGAGGACCGCCCCGGGGGCGCACGCCUCGGCCGUGUGCCCGCCUGGGCAUAGCGGGGAAACUACUAGAUUUUGCGAGCCAAAGGCUGGCCAGCAUGGAGUAAAAUGGCUAUUGCCUGACUUCUCCGGGUGUGUUGCCGAUUCAUUGAAGAACAUUUACGAACAGUUCAGCCUGAUAUACCACGGCUACUCCUGGGAAAACGUGUCCGAUGUAGCUCGCCAGUACGGGGCGGUGCUCCGCUCCCUCCCCUCCCACCCAGGCGAAGGCACCCUCCCCUUGCAGCACUCCCGACAAAUGCUGUACUACCUGCUCUCUGCCGCCGGCAAGCCGAGGGACCGAACGGAGAGCGUGCCACAUUUGCUGAAGAUAUACGAUACGCUUUUGAAGCAUCCAGAUACUUUUUUAGAUGAAGAGAAAAUAUACGAGCUUCAAAACGCCAUCGCAGACGCUGCAGGCAUGCGAGACAAUCACGACCUGCAUCUCCACCAUUUCGAUCAUUUCUCCGUGAAAACUAAGCCCGUUUUGGAAGAUAAUGCGGCGCAUUUCAAGAUGCAUGCGGAGCGCAGCGGUACGGAGGAAUGGCUACUCGCUUCAGUUGGCGUAGAGCUGGCGGAAAGGAACGGGAAUGCGUCGGUUAUAGCAAUUCAAUAUCACAACCUUGGCACUCGACUGCCUUCGUUGGGCAGAUCUAUUGAAUUCAAUAAUAACUCGGUGUCCGGGCGCAGUUGUAGCGGGUCUACUUGUAGGAGCGGCCGCGAGAUGGAGUUCCUCGUGGCGUCGGCGCAGACGCAGCUGUGGGGCGCCGGCGUCGACCGCGCGUCGCCCGUCACCGUCACGCUGCUCUUCACGCAUGUGCACAACUACAGUGCCGUCGCAUCGAAGCUGGCCUGCGGCGUACGCACGAUAGAAGAGCCACGCGCUUGGAGCACAAAAGCGUGCGAGGUGCGAGUCACCGAGCCCACGCAUGUGACGUGCCGCUGUCGAGGGCUGGGCACUUACGCCUUGUUCACGGUCGCUAGGUCUACUCUAACUGACGUUGAGAAAGAUCUCCGUGGCAUAGUGAAGAUCACAGUCGGCCUCGGUGGCGCCAUGUGCUUGGUAGCGGCAGCACUACAAGUAUUAGGACUAGCAUCGGGAAGGAAGGCGCGGCUGCCCGUGCUGCUCAAGGCAGCAACAGCUGGAACACAUUCCGCAGCGCUAUUAACGCUGCUCGAGUGCGAUACCAGAGAGGAGGAAGCCUGCCCAGGCGCAUUGGGAUGGGUGUGCGCGGCGUGCUGGUGUGCCGGCUGCGCCGCGCUGUGCGCACAGCCGCUGCUGCUGCAAGCCGAGUUGGCCGGCCGUCAGCAACGCGCGCCGUCCGUGGGACUACUAGCAGGCGUGUGCACUCUAGCGUGGCUGACAGCGCGAUUAUGGGGUGGCGCGCCUUUACAACUAGGCGCGGCGGCACAGGCUGUAUGCGCGGCCGGUUGCGCGUUACUCGCUUUGCUGUGCCUGGCGCUGGCUGUGUGCGCAGCGUUGCGGUUACGCACUAUCACGCAUAAGGUUCCUGCGGAGCGACGGAGCUACCUCGCUGACCGGACGCGCGUGGUUCGUCACACGCUAGCGUUGCUGUUAACCACUUCAGCGGCGCAGGCGGCGGGCGUGGCGUACGCGCAGCCGGGCGAGCGCCGCAUUUCGCACGUUGCUGCGCUUUCUGCCGCGGCUCUUGCCAAUGGCGUAGCUAUGUUAAUAUGUUACGUAAUCCGAGACGAGGAGUGUCUACGGUCAGUAAGGCGAGCACUCUCCAUGAGCGAGCCGCGGGAAUGGCAAGAUUCGCCCGCCGGCGACACGUCGCUUAGUUUGUAUAUAAAACAAGGGGGAGAGGUAGAGAGCCGCGGCGGUGUGGGGACUUUAGAGUCUUCGCCGACGCCCUCGUCGCCCGGCGGGUACUGGCGCGCGCCCGCGCCCGGCCUAGACACGCCUACGAGACUGCACCGGCGGCAGUCGAUUCCGGACAGCCGCGCAGACAUCGUGCGCUGCGUGGAGUACAAGGAGACGGUGCUGAGCCCGCACCGCUACGAGCGACACUCGCGCGCCGUGUGCGACCUCAUCCCGCGCGCGCCGCACGCCGCGCACGCGCAGGGGCAGUCCGAGUACCUGGCGCGCGUGUGCCUGGAGCUCGGCGUGCUCGACGCCGCGUCCCUCCCGCCGCAGGACCCCCCCGCUCCCCUCCUCACCUGCUCCGUCGACUUCGAGCCCUACACCGAAAAACGAUUCGACACCGCCAAAGAGAACUGCACCCUCUGUGUUCAGUCCAACCCGGACGUCUCCAAAAUACCCUCCCCGCCUAUCAAGAGCUGCCUAAAAAAAUCUAGUAAAAAUCAAGAAUUCACGUCCAGUAUAUCCCUCCCCUCCAUGGAAGUGUUGAAGGACGAGCCGAAGUCCAAGUCCGACAUCGAGCAGGUGAACAGAGAGUGGAAUAAAGCCUACGAUUCCCCCGAGACGGACCGAAUGUUGAAUAAGAUAUCUGAUGAUUUGGAUUUUUUAUUAAAUAGAACACAGGACGCUAGCGUUAAUGUAAUACUUGACCAAAUCGAGGAGGCCCCCACGUAGGGUACGGAGUGAGUCGUUAGGCGGUAGACUUUUAGCCAUGUAAGUAAACGAAUAACAUGGAAACAGGGGUGCAACAUGCCACUAGGAUAAUGUGUACAUAUUAAAAGUGUUUUAUAAAUAAAGUUGUAUCAAUAAACAGAGUUGUAUCAUGAUUCAUGAAACAUUGUGCAUGCGAUUUAUAUUAUUCUUUUUUGUAAACUUGGUAUUUAUACAGAACCCGGGAGUGUAAACGAAUAAGUAUCAGAAGGCCCAAAGAGGUGAAUAAUAGGAGGAGAAGUGAGGUUAUGUAUCGCUGGCACAUGCGCGGAUCCAGGGGGGGGGGGGUCAUGACCUCCUCUGGAGCCUAGGUUGGCCAUACAAAUAGACCACGUGACCCCCCCCUGGGGCCUGGGCACGAAGCUGGAUCCGCGCUUGCGCUGGCAUGGCUUUUGAUAGCUUAAUCAGAUUGCGCUGUCACUAUUUCACAAUUCACUGUGAACAAGUACUUCGUAUAUGGAUCCAUUUAGUGCCAUCUGGUUCAGCUUUCGAAGCAUAGCUACGAUAGUUUGGAGCUCUCAGUGCGUCUUUUUAUAAUAAGCGAUCAAGUAUGUAACUAGUCAAAUUCUAAAGUGUACGAUAAGGAUGUUAGCAUAAUUUAAACAUAUUGUGAUCAGUAAUCUCAAAUGGGUUAUUUAUACAAUUACUUACACAAUUUAGCUUUAUAAAAGACCAUAUUUAAUAAUUUUCCGUGUCAGUAUUUAAUUUAAUAUAUACCUAUUUAUAUGAGUAGAUAUAUCAUUAUAACGAAUGUGAUAAAAUUAUAAUAAUUUAGGAUGUACUUACGCGAAUUUAUCAUUUUGAUACGUAAUCACAAGAGAAGGAUGUGAACAUCAUUUUUAGGUUGUAUUUAACGCUAAUUGUUUUAACUUAUCGACUAUUUUACUUAAAUUAUAUAAGCCCAAUCGUCCUAAAAUGUUACGUGUAAUAUUAUUUCGUUAGUCGUAUUUCCUGGGCGAUAACUGCUUAGGGGAGAUGUAGCCUGAUGAACGCUACGUGUUGGUGAAUCCAAAAACAGAAGAAAGCCAACAAAAGUAGAAUGUAAUUUUUCCUUCCCGACUGAGUUUUUUAUAAUAAUAGUUUUAUACUUGUCAUGGGUAGAGGGGAAUGAACAUGUAGGUAAGUUGUCCCUCCUGUCUGGGCUGUCGGUCUAAUGUACUUGACGCAUGCAAGAAU